Messenger RNA from Sinocyclocheilus anshuiensis, 2580 nucleotides. Its product is annotated as actin filament-associated protein 1-like 1. NCBI's taxonomy places the organism in Eukaryota, Metazoa, Chordata, Actinopteri, Cypriniformes, Cyprinidae. The record is from RefSeq and is a predicted model, not a curated record. The coding region runs from base 138 to 2420 and encodes 760 amino acids. Gene Ontology annotation, cellular component: cytosol. The transcript has 19 exons. Gene Ontology annotation, molecular function: SH3 domain binding.
AGUGGUCUGCACGCGCCCCUGUCAAAAGUGUAGUGUUGGCCACACGCGCGGUGCACAAGAUGCUAGUGUACAUUACAGUGAGGGGCUGCUGAAGUCUGUUACGGAGUAGGCUACUCAAGAAAACUAUUCUUUUCGACAUGGAGAUCACCGAUUCCACUUGUAUGGAGCACCUGGUGAAGGAGCUGAGUUUGCUUCUCAAGCUGCUGGAGAACGAGAGCGUGAGUUCAGCCACGGCAGAGAAGAUGAGUGUGGUCAGAAACUUGGUCAAACAGCUGCAGCCAUCCGUGAAUGGAUCUGACUUAAUAUACAUAAACACGUCUCUCUAUGGAAAUGGUACCAGCUUUGUUGAAUCAUUGUUUGAAGAAUUUGACUGUGACCUGCAGGAUCUCAGGGACUCGCCCGAAGAGAUGAAAGAUGUGGAGCAAGACGAGGCAUCCAAGCACCCGCCCACAAAAUCGAGUCCCACAGACACACCUCCUCCCCUUCCUACCACACCUCCUCCUGAUGAUUACUAUGAAGAAGCCGUCCCGCUCGGAACGGGCACAACGCCCCAGUAUAUAACUACUCGCAGUAACUCCAGCCCUCCAAACUCAAUAGAGGAUGCUUAUUAUGAAGAUGCUGACAACAAUUACCCAACAACUCGACUGAACGGGGCCAGCAAAAACUCCUACAAUGAUUCAGAUGCACUCAGCAGUUCUUAUGAGUCCUACGAUGAAGAGGAUGAGGAAGCUAAAGGCAGAGAGAGGACACACCAGUGGCCUACAGAGGAGAGUCCAGAUGGUCAAAUGAAAGACUGCCGCAAAUGUGCAUUCCUGCUUCGCAAGAAACGCUUCGGUCAAUGGGCUAAGCAGCUAACAAUAAUUCACGAGAACAGACUUCAGUGCUUCAAGAAUCCCAAAGAUCGUUCUCCACACGUUGACCUCCCCCUGAAUCUCUGCAAUGUCAUCUACGUGCCUAAAGAUGGACGCCGCAAGAAGCACGAGCUUCGUUUCUCCAUGCCGGGGGGAGAGGCGCUAGUGCUGGCUGUACAGAGCAAAGAACAGGCCGAGAGCUGGCUCAAGGUCAUUCAGGAAGUAAGUAACUUGGCAAACAGCAUUAAUGGAAAAGAGAGUUCAUCCUCUCCAAUGAUACUGCGAAAACUAGAGCUGGAUAAGAUGAUGUUACCAGAUAAACAUACUUCUGAUUCUGACAGCGCAGCCAAUGGAGACGUCACCCGUGAGAUCUGUGAGAACGGGAAGGGCAAAAAAGGGACAUUCUCUGAGCUGACUGGAUCUAUGAGUCGAGCCGCUGGCAGGAGAAUCAACCGCAUCAUCAGUUUCUCCAAGAAAAAGCCGCCCCUGCCAGGCGAAACCAGCACGCUUUCCCACCUGGAUGACAAUCCCCGUUGUGGUUACUUGAAUGUCCUGGUCAACCAGUGUUGGAAGGAGCGCUGGUGUUGUGUGAGAAAUGGGACUCUGUAUCUCCAUAAGGACAGAGGGGACAUUCACACCCAUGUUAGUGCAUUAGCCCUCAAUGGUGUAGACGUCUUACCCGGUCUUGGACCCAAACAUCCUUUUGCCUUCCGCAUCAUGCGAGCGAGCACAGAAAUAGCCGCCCUGGAGGCGAGCUGUUCUGUGGAGAUGGGCCGCUGGCUGGGGGUUUUGUUGGCUGAAGCAGGCAGCGCUACCACCCCUGAGGCAUUGCAUUAUGACUAUGUGGAUGUGGACACCAUCAGCAGCAUCCAGAGCGCAGCACGACACUCUUUUCUGUGGGCAACCUCCUCUAGCAGCACCUCCACAGAUCCACGGACUUACGACGAAGUUCCCCAUGAAAGCGUGUUGGUAGAUGAAAAUCAGUCUAAACUGAAGCGUUAUUCCUCUAUGUCCAGUAUGGACACAGCCAAGGGUGACACACAGAUCACAGUGAAACGACACGGUUCCUCUGUGAAUCACUACGGUAAAUAUGGAAAGACGAGGGCAGAAGAAGAUGCACGGCGGUAUCUCAAUGAGAAAGAGCAGCUCGAGAAAGAAAAAGAAGCAAUCAGGAAGAGUCUGCUGUCACUGCGCUCAGAAAAGAGGGUGGUGAAGGAAGAGCUGAAAAAGGCGACUGAUAAACAACAGAAAGCCAUGGAGCAGCAUCUGGCCCAGCUGGAGGAAAGCUGCUGUCAGAAAGAAGCUGAGCGAGUGGACCUGGAGCUGCGACUUACGGAGGUGAAGGACAAACUGAAGAAGUCUCUGACUGGAGGAAUGCUGGGGGCGCCUGUGGAAGGCAAACCCACCAUUAAGGUUCCAGGCAAAAACAAAGAAGAUAUUUACAAUGGUGCCACUGUGCCGGUCAAUUGUGCUUCUGAAAUGAAGAAACGCCCCCCGUCGAUAUAUGCAUCCACCAAAGGAAAUGUCAUGCAGAAAGCCAAGGAAUGGGAGUCAAAGAAAGUGAAGUAAUUAUAACAUUGUCAUCAGAGGAGUCUGAGGAUCUGUGGCUUUGGUUGGAGUGUUAAAGGAAUAGUACACCCAAGAAUAAAAAUAUGCUAAACUUUUACUCUCAGACCAUCCAAGACGUAGAUGAGUUUGUUUCUUGAUCAUAACAAAUUUGAGGAAAUGU